AUGCCGCAAAACUGCAGGGUGGAUAUGAGGAUGGCAGAGUUUGAUUUGCCAUGCACCCGGCCCAUGAAUCAAAUCCGUGGCUUCGAGGCAGAGACAAAGGAGACGCAGAGGACACAUCGCACCCGCGAGACUCUGCGACAGCUGGGUGCGAAGAAGGACCUUCUGAACUUGGACUCCUACCUUUUGGACAGGCCAGAUACGGUCAAUAUGCCAAUCCAGUUUGACCAGGGCUCCCUGCUACACAUCGCUGCCAUGAGGGGACACCAGGACAUGGUUCAGAUGCUAGUGCACCAGCGAGGGGCCGACAUUGAUCGAGGCAACUAUGCGCAGCAAACAUCCUUACAUACAGCCUGUGAGGGGAACUAUGCAAACAUUGCGGUUGAUUUGCUUGCAGCAGGUGCAGAUGCGGACAAGCGAGACAGUCUGAAGCAAACUCCAUUGCAUCGAGCUGCACACAGCGGAGCUGUUGACUGCAUCCUGGCACUUCUGGAGUACGGUGCCAACGCCAAGCUUCGAGACGAGGGUAACCUGAUGCCAAUUCACACUGCUGCUUUGCGUGGGCGGGAUGAAGCACUCCGAUUGCUCAUCUCCCAGGACCCAAGCUCUGCCAAUGUCGAGGCAGAGGGCUGGACACCUUUGCAUUUUUCCGGCCAUGCUGGGUUCCCAGCUGCUUUGGAGGCCCUGCUUGAGUGUGGUGCCUACCUGCAUGCCGUGGACAAGGAGCGCAUGACGGCACUUCACAGAGCUGCCACUUCGGGCAGCGAAGCAGCAUGUCAGGUGCUAUUGAGAGCAGGUGCAGACUUGGAAGCAACAGAUAGCCUCAGAAGGUUACCCAUCCACCUUGCUUGUGAGGAGGAAUGCUGUCACGUGGUACGCUUGCUGCUGGACGCUGGAAGCCCUGUCGAUGUCCUGGAUGCUCAGCGCAGGACUCCGCUACUCAUUGCCACUCGAUCUGGGAACAUUGAGCUGUGCGAGGCUCUCUUGACUUGGGGUGCGGACCCAAACUUCGGCGACACUUCUCGUGGCAUCCCAAGUGCCGUGGCACUUGCCCGGCGAGGCAAUGAUCCUGCUCUACGCAAUCUAAUGGAGGAGUAUUCUCGUGCCGCAGCAGCAGCUGCCGUAGUGCCUAUGGUUCUUAGUGAAGAUCGGCAGGCAGGGGACCGCCCAGCUGAAUCUUGA
Durusdinium trenchii is the source of this 1179-nucleotide messenger RNA. The record is from the annotation of a GenBank genome assembly. NCBI's taxonomy places the organism in Eukaryota, Dinophyceae, Suessiales, Symbiodiniaceae.